Aspergillus oryzae RIB40 is the source of this 942-nucleotide messenger RNA. RefSeq lists its product as uncharacterized. Gene Ontology annotation, molecular function: ATP binding; ATP hydrolysis activity; ABC-type transporter activity. Gene Ontology annotation, biological process: transmembrane transport. The coding region runs from base 1 to 942 and encodes 313 amino acids. The transcript is spliced from 2 exons. Gene Ontology annotation, cellular component: membrane. Lineage: Eukaryota; Fungi; Ascomycota; Eurotiomycetes; Eurotiales; Aspergillaceae. The record is from RefSeq and is a predicted model, not a curated record.
AUGCUGGACGGUAUCCAAACCGUCAAGGCGACUGGGUUAAGCCAAACCUUUCUUCAGCUCGUACAAAGGAAAAGAGCCCAAGAAACCCAUCAAAUGGCCAAGUACCGCUGGAGUGUGGUCUGGAAGAAUAUGAUCCAGAAUCUGCCUUGGGCCUUGGCGCCAGCUUUGACCUUCGUCGUCUACGCUGCUCAAGGAAAUGAACUAGACGUUACUAAGGCGUUCAGCAGUCUGUCCAUCAUAACUCUUCUAACGAAUCCGGCUUCUAAGCUAUUAAGUGCGAUUCCUUCCAUAACUGCUGCGACGGGAUGUUUCGAUAGAAUACAAGCAUUUCUUCUGCUGCCAACCGGUCCUCAAUACAUAGGGGAGGGCUUUGUUCGCACGAGGGAAACGGAAGUCGAUGCAUCUCCGCAUAUUGGCGGAGUGAAAUACAUGACUUCCAAGGGCUCACCAGAGACUCCUGACCUUCCAAAACCUGUCAUCUUCAUGGAAAAGCUCAGCAUACGCCCAUCUUCGUCGGCAAAAAUUGUCUUAAGAGAUGUUAACUUAGAAGUCCCUCUAGGAGCGUUGGUCAUGAUCCGGGGGCCAGUUGGAUCAGGCAAAUCGACCUUGCUUCGGGCUAUACUUGGCCAAGCAGUUUGCGAGACAGGUUCCAUGGCAGUGAUCAAUCAACAGCCGGCCUUCUGCGCGCAAACACCGUGGGUUCCAAGUGGCACCAUCCGCGAUGCGAUCUGUGGAACUUUCUCGGAGAGCCCCAUAAGGGAGGGUGCAUUUGAUCAAAAGUGGUAUGCGGCCGUUCUUCACGCAUGUGCUCUGAAUUUGGACCUAGAUUUGCUUCGCGAUGGAGACGCCACGCGAAUUGGACACGGCUCAGGUCAUGUGCUGAGCGGUGGUCAAAUGCAUCGCAUCGCUCUUGCUCGCGCGCGCACUGGACCGGAAAACUAA